This is a messenger RNA of Ornithodoros turicata, 789 nucleotides long. RefSeq lists its product as uncharacterized. NCBI's taxonomy places the organism in Eukaryota, Metazoa, Arthropoda, Arachnida, Ixodida, Argasidae. The coding region runs from base 1 to 789 and encodes 262 amino acids. The transcript has 6 exons. The record is from RefSeq and is a predicted model, not a curated record.
AUGGUUUGCAGUGCUGAAUGUAGUGCUAUUGGUAUCACAUCUGCAGAUGUCAAAGAUGAGACUCCACGAUACUGCUGCGUUCAGGAGACUGGAGAAGCACCCCCAGGCACCCAGGGUCGUCGAGCUUUGGAACCUGCACACAGACUGGCCAUCACACUGAGGUACCUGGCGUCCGGCAGUUACCUCAGCAGUGUUGCAUACAGCUUCCGGAUUGGCUUCACGACAAUCAAAAGGAUUGUGUAUGAGACAUGCACGGCGCUGUGGGAAGAGCUGAUGCCAAUCUACCUUCCCAACCCGUCACCAGAUGUGUGGGCCCAGUCAGCGAAGCAGUUUGAGGAAAGAUGGUCCUUCCCAAACUGCAUUGGGGCUGUGGACGGCAAACAUAUCAUCAUUGAAGCCCCACACCGUGCAGGGUCCAUGUUUUACAACUACAAGGGCUCCCACUCCAUCGUCCUAAUGGCCGUAGCCGAUGCAAAGUACAAGUUUUUGUAUGCGGACAUCGGGGCAUAUGGGUCCCAGUCUGACGGCGGGGUUUUUAAAUCCUGCUCGUUGGGCAAAGACCUCGAAGCUGGUCGCCUCGGACUCCCAGCAGCAAGGAGGCUUCCUGGUUCGUCCUUGGAGGCCCCUUACGUUUUUGUGGGAGACGAGGCCUUUCAGCUGCGCCCUGACUUCUUGCGGCCCUUUCCAUGUGCCGACCUCGAUGACACCAAGCGUGUGUACAACAUACGGCUGUCACAUGCUAGGUACUGUAUGGUUUUGUCCGGCAUGCAUUAUGCUCAAGCUAUGUAG